GUGUCGGCGAAGAAGACGGUUGCCAUAGUAACAUCCACGUCCUCUGGUGCGGCUAAAGCGUAAGCUAGUUCUUUACAUACGACAGCAACUUUAUUUUGGUCCAAUACGACAAGACGCCACAAAAGGUUUCCACAUCAUGGCAAGCCAGCGGCCUCCUUCCAGCAUGGGUCGACCAAUGAGCCGUGCAGGAUCAGCAGUCCCCGGAACCGGAAGACCAUUAACAGCUGUCCGACCUCCUCCUACAGCUAUACGCAUACCCACUGGGAUGGUUCCAGGUACAGGUGUUCAUCCUGGCAUGAGGGCGAGUAUUGCAACUCCUGGUGUCCUGUCAGCACAGAUCAAAGUGACUGAUAGGCCUGUGACCCAGCAGGGCCUCAGUGGGAUGAAGACUGGGUUGAAAGGACCCCAGAGACAGAUUUUGGACAAGUCUUAUUAUUUGGGUCUUCUCAGGAGUAAGAUCAAUGAGCUAACCACAGAGAUCAGCAAACUACACAAAGAGAUUGACACCUUCAAUCAAGAGAACUCAGUCUAUCUGUCCUAUGAAAAGAGAGCUGAAAGUCUGGCUGCAGAGAUCAGGGAUCUGCAGGGCCAGCUUGCUGAUUACAACAUGUUGAUGGACAAGCUCAACACUAACUCUGACAUGGAGGAAAUGAUCAACGACUACAACAACUUGAAGGGCCAGAAUGACAGAGAGGCUGAAAGCAUUGACAACAUCUUCAUUGAGAGAAGAGAGAGGGAGGAGGCCAUCAGAGCUGUUGAAGAGGAAAUCAAGAAGGAAAGGCGUGUUGCUGACGAGAUCAUCCAGUCCAUGCCAACAGCAAAGCAGGAGAAGUACUUCACCAUGACAACAGCCAAUGAGGAGCUACUACAGGAGCUUGCGCUACUUCAAGAAGAACUAGAUGCUCUGGUCACCAGGAAGGAGGAAUACGAAGCGGAGCUAGCCCACUCGCAGAUUAAACAGGAAGUGGUUCGGCUCCACAAGACUUUGUCAACACUGGAGGCAAAGCGGGACACCAUGGAGGCCGAGCAAAAGAACUUCAGCACACCACAGGAGGAAAGAGAGAAACUAUUGAAACAGGUGAAAGAAGACAAUCAGGAAAUUGCCAGCAUGGACAGACAGCUGUUGGAGAUCAAGGACAGGACCGGUCAAAUAACAGAAGACAUCCAACAGUUGGAGCAGGACUCAGAGGAAGCUCAAGGGGAAUGUCAGCAGAAGUACAAGGAACUGAAGAGAAAAGAAGAAGAAAUUGAUGGCUUCUUGCACUCCUUUGAGGAGUUGAGGGGUCAGGAGCAGAACAAGAUGGCCCACAGCCAGGAAAAUAUUGUCUCUCUCUUAGAGCACUGCAGCAGGAACAUGUUGCGGCUCUGUCAGGUGGAUACAAUCACAGCCAGCGAGCUGAGGAACAUGCAGGACGUGCUGGUUAGCAAAGAGACAGAAGUGUCCCAAUCAGCGAGUACCGCCAGGGGACUGACCACCGAGUCCCAGCGUCUGCAGCAGGACCUGGACAAAGUGCAGCAGCUGGAGGGCAAGAUCACAGGGGAGCUAAACACCCUCAAGGAACAUGUCGGCCAGAUGGAGUCGGAGCUGCUUACCUAUAGCGACCUGGACACGCUGAGACACACGGCCGAGGACAGAAAGAAGAGAUUGCAAGAAGAGCGAAUCUCCCUUACACAACAUCGAGAUUCAUUCCGACAGCUGCUGGAGGAGAUGAACCACAAAUAUGAAGCACUGAAGACCAAGCUGGAGGAAAACGAGACGCAUGCGCAGCUGGCUAACCUGGAGAGGAAGUGGCAACAUCUGGAACAGAACAACUUUGUCAUGAAAGAAUUCAUCGCCUCAAAGUCUCAGGAAAGUGACUUUGCUUCAGUGGCCAAGAAUGUUUACCAGCAAGUGUCGGAUUACAACAAAUGCCUCAUAGACUCACUGCAGAACAUCAGAAGCUGAGUACACGAUUAUUAUUAAAACGUUUAAUCAAUACAUCAAUAAACA
Entelurus aequoreus (snake pipefish) is the source of this 1990-nucleotide messenger RNA. RefSeq names its product intraflagellar transport 74 (gene ift74). Gene Ontology annotation, cellular component: intraciliary transport particle B; centrosome; cilium. NCBI's taxonomy places the organism in Eukaryota, Metazoa, Chordata, Actinopteri, Syngnathiformes, Syngnathidae. Gene Ontology annotation, biological process: cilium assembly; intraciliary transport involved in cilium assembly. The record is from RefSeq and is a predicted model, not a curated record. Gene Ontology annotation, molecular function: beta-tubulin binding. The transcript is spliced from 20 exons. The coding region runs from base 137 to 1945 and encodes 602 amino acids.